AUAAUACCCCUAUACUUUUUUCAAUAUGAUGCUUAUAAACGAUGACCAAAGUUGUGGGUACCUUCGGGACGGUCAACAAAGGUUCUUCUCCAUUAUGAAAUAUUUUGAUUUAUUUAUGAGACCGCGAUGUCCUGUGUUGUCAUAGUUACCAUAUCCAUGAACAAUGUGUUAUCAGGUUGCUGGGCAGUUACAACAUAACAAUAAAAUUUGACAAUAAUUAAUACUUCUAUUCAGAUCCCUAAAUUCACAUUAAAUAUUCAAUUUAGUGUACUAUAUAACGCUAUCUAAAAAUGGCUGCACUUGAAGUUUCUAUUACUAAUGAUUUGGAAAAAAGAAUUGCAGAGGCUUUUGAAGUGUUCGACCACAGUGGAGAUAAGACUGUAGACGUGAGAGAAGUCGGAACCAUAAUUAGAUCUUUAGGUUGUUGCCCGAGUGAAGCCGAAGUGCAAGAGGUUAUUGUCAGAGUUGAAGACCAGGAGACAUCAGGAAGUGUGCAUCUAGCUCAAUUCUUACCUGUUGUGGCUCAGAUCAUAUCUGAAUACAAAUUACAGCCAGCUUCUCCCGAGGAGCUGUUGAAAGCAUUCCAAACGUUGGACAAGGAAAACAAGGGCUACCUGGAUCGCGAAUUUCUGAGCAAGGCUAUGAUGGAGGAGGGCGAGCCAUUCACCCAGGAGGAGAUUGAUGAGAUGAUGGCUGUGGCUGUCGACCCUGUCAACGGAACCAUUCCUUAUGAGUUCUACAUCAACCAAAUAAUGAUUAAUAUUCAACCAAAUAUCUAUAGUUUGAUUCCGAAAGUAGAAGAGAUUCAUAAACGAAAAUUGGGCGAAGGACUGAUUGAGACUGAUGAAAUAAAUUGAAUGCAUUUCCAUACAUGUAGCAUGCAUCCUGUUUAAAAAUUUUCAUUUUCAAGAGUGGAGGAUGCGAAUGUACAAGCAUCGUUUUCUCAAAAUAAAAUUUACAUUAAUAAAAUGUUAAAUAUAAUUUCAAUAGAAAUAACUAAUUUGAUAUUUCUAUGACUUACGAAUUUAUAUAAGAAGUAAAUAAAAAUAACUGAGGUGUUAUUUCUAUAACUUCCAAAAAAUGUUUAGGUUCUUUUAAUCCAAAUGAAGGUGGAAUAUCUAUGGAUUUGAUAUUGCUUGAAGAUGUACUGAAUAAGUUCAAGUCUGAAACUUUUUCAAAAAAUUGACUUCGAACCAGAGUAAUUGAUCAACGUUAAUAUGAAAUUUUAUUUCCCUUUAUCCGGGAUUUGAAUUUUCAAUUCAAAUAGUAUGCUCUUUAGAUUUACAUCGCUCAAUAAGUUACUUGCUUACUGUACAAAACAUAUAUCAACUUUUCACAAUAAGAAGCCAAUUCAUAUUAAGGAAAAUAAGCUUUUAUUUAUACAAUUCCAACAACGAUAAAAAA
This is a messenger RNA of Nilaparvata lugens (brown planthopper), 1404 nucleotides long. RefSeq names its product dynein regulatory complex protein 8. Gene Ontology annotation, molecular function: calcium ion binding. The transcript is spliced from 5 exons. The record is from RefSeq and is a predicted model, not a curated record. Lineage: Eukaryota; Metazoa; Arthropoda; Insecta; Hemiptera; Delphacidae. Bases 291 to 857 code for a protein of 188 amino acids.